Messenger RNA from Colletotrichum navitas, 1044 nucleotides. RefSeq lists its product as uncharacterized. NCBI's taxonomy places the organism in Eukaryota, Fungi, Ascomycota, Sordariomycetes, Glomerellales, Glomerellaceae. The coding region runs from base 117 to 695 and encodes 192 amino acids. The transcript has 2 exons. The record is from RefSeq and is a predicted model, not a curated record.
CGGCGGGCGGCACGUUGUCUCGUAGUAGCUGCCACCUUUACCAGAGAGCUGUUGCCAGAACCGUAGCCGAUUAACUACUUUGUACCUAUGCUGCUGCCCUCCCCCCCCAGAAGCUCAUGUCCGGACGGGCUGGAGGCGAUACAUACAAACUUUCCAUCUGCUUCAUCCCUUCACCGCCAGAACGGACCUGUACUACGUCAGGCACACACACCCCCUCGAGGAUCUCACACACGAACGAACAACAAGCCAACCAGGCGGAACUAUAUUCCAAGCAGGGCCUUCCCUCCUCUCCUCGGUCCGUCGUCGGCGGCCCCCCACCGCCUACGUGUGUACAUUACAGUAGAUGGGGUCGGCAUCCCCCCAUCCUUGGCCAAUCUCUCGCCCGGAAAUGGGGCGGCGCUACUCAAUCCCCCGCCCCGUCUUGGCCAACGCGAGUCGCCCCCCCCCUACCCUUAGGCCCGGGCGGGAAACGGACACCAAGGAACGUGGGAAACCUAAAAAGACGGCAGGAUGACUGGUUUAGCUCUCGUUCUAUUACCCAAAACCAUAAUAUAGUGUCGCAGAGGUUAAUGAUAUUGGCCGGACGAAUGUCAAGAACCCGCUGGAAUGACAACAUCCGUCCGCCUAGAGUUUGCGGCGCUAAUGCUGUCCUAGAAAGAGAAGAAGAGCGCAUGGGAUUUUGUGUCAUGCCCUGACGAAUAAGGUUGACAUUAUCGGAGACUCUUGAUACACCGGCUAAACCAGGGCCCGUGCCACCACGGCCGAUGACGCCGAACACCCGCAGCCGAACUCGACGCUGGCAACGGCGCGACCUCCGAACCACACUGAAACAUAACCCGCCCGCUCGGCGUCUUUUCCUAGGUGCUCAAAAGCAAGAUUUGGGAAGAGUGGAAAUGUCCGCUCUUCUUUCCCUCCAAGAUAUCGUGUUCACGGGGUUGCGGGGUUCCAGUUGCGAUUUACAUACAUGUCUUGACUAAGAAGUUCCCGCAUAAGCUCUUGUUCGAGGCCAGUAAGAUGUGAUCAAUCGUCCCUCGCUCUGGUGAA